CUGUGACUGUAGCAGGACAGCAGGUGAAUGUUAGAGUCAUAAACUGUCAGCCGUCUGAACACUGGUUUUCUGUUAAAUUAGACAUUAACUAGUUGAGCAUUUUUCUAAAUUUAUGCAGGAUCAUGAUAAACUCCUCCAAGUUUUCAUAUUUCACACUGAGUGCCUACUUUGAUACUGGGGUUUUUCAGUACUUAUAUUUCAUGAUUAUUAUGUCUUUGUAUGUUUUUAUAGUUUGUGCCAAUGUUUCUCUGAUUGUGAUUAUCUGUAUGAACAGAAGUUUACAUGAACCUAUGUACCUGUUUCUGAGCAGCCUGUUUGUAAAUGAACUGUAUGGUAGUACAGGGUUGUUUCCAUUCCUUCUGCUUCAGAUUCUCUCUGACAUUCACACUGUUUCUACCCAUUUUUGUUUCCUGCAGAUUUUUUGUUUGUAUACAUAUGUAAAUGUACAGUUUUAUAGUUUAGCCGUCAUGUCUUAUGACAGAUACCUCGCUAUCUGUUGUCCUCUACAAUAUAACAAAUGUAUGACACCUAAUAAAAUCACUGUGCUUAUUGUCCUGACAUGGUUAUUCCCUGUUCUUGCAAUUGUUGUCAUGAUAUCGCUGAACACCUCUUUACAGCUGUGUGGGAACAUUAUCGACCGACUGUACUGUGAGAACUACUCUCUUGUAAAAUUGGCAUGUUAUGACACUACAGUUAAUAACAUUUAUGGACUUAUUUACACUUUCACUGUUUUAACUGGUCUCAUGUUACUAAUCCUUUACACUUACAUCAAGAUUCUUGUGGUUUGUUUUUCUGGUUCUAAACAGACCAGACAAAAAGCUGUCAGUACCUGCACACCUCACCUUGCUUCUCUGUUCAGCUUUUCUUUUGGCUGUUUUAUUGUAGUGUUACAGAGCAGGUUUAAUAUGAGCGGUGCACCCAUUAUGUUGCGCAUUUUUUUAUCUUUAUACUUUAUCACUUGCCAACCACUGUUCAACCCUGUACUGUAUGGACUGAACUUAACCAAAAUCCGCAUCAUAUGUAAAAGUUUUUUCUUUGGUAAAAUGUAAACUACUAAUACUGAAGUCAUGUU
Lates calcarifer (barramundi perch) is the source of this 1072-nucleotide messenger RNA. RefSeq names its product olfactory receptor 11A1-like. The coding region runs from base 123 to 1049 and encodes 308 amino acids. Gene Ontology annotation, molecular function: olfactory receptor activity; G protein-coupled receptor activity. Gene Ontology annotation, cellular component: membrane. The transcript has a single exon. NCBI's taxonomy places the organism in Eukaryota, Metazoa, Chordata, Actinopteri, Centropomidae. The record is from RefSeq and is a predicted model, not a curated record. Gene Ontology annotation, biological process: G protein-coupled receptor signaling pathway.